AUGGGGAGGCGAUCAGAAUGCACGCCGGCAGGCGCCACUGACAACACCUUGCUGUGCUUGUGUGGGCACACGGAAGGAACUGACGACCUGUUGCCGGUGCGCACCCCACAGGGCGGCUGUGCCACGGCUUGCCUGAUGCUGCGCUGUGCUUUCAAGGCUGGUUUCCUGGUCUUCGCAUCCCUGUGUGCCUGGUAUUGCGGGUACCUGCUCGCAGAGCUCAUUCCGGAUGCACCCCUCACCAGCGCUGUCUAUAACAUCCGCAGCAUCGGCAAGAAGCCAGUCCUCAAAGCCCCAGCCCCCAAAAGGCAGAAAUGCGACCACUGGACGGCGUGCCCGCCUAACACCUACGCCUACCGGUUGCUCAGCGGCGGCGGCAGAAGCAACUACGCCAAGGUCUGCUUCGAGGACGAGCUGCUCAUAGGACAAAAGAUUGGAAAUGCUGCGCCAGGAAUAAACAUUGCCAUUGUCAACUGUAAGUUAUUAAAUGUUUUCUAUGAAACUUCUCUAAAAGCUCUUGACGGGGAUAACUCUGGACCGAUGACGAAGUUCAUUCAGAGUGCCCCUCCGAAGUCCCUGCUCCUCAUGGUGACCCAUGACGACGGAAGCACCAGAUUGAAGGACGAUGCCAAGAAAGCCAUAGAAGCUCUGGGAAGUAAAGAAAUCAGGAACAUGCGGUUCAGGUCGAGCUGGGUAUUUCUUGCAGCGAAAGGCUUUGAACUCCCUGCAGGAAUUCAGAGAGAAAAGAUCAACCACUCUGAUAACAAGAAGAACAGGUACUCCGGCUGGCCGGCAGAGAUCCAGAUAGAAGGCUGCAUACCCAGAGAACCCAGCUAGCGCCGCCGGGUCCCCAAUAAAUGUGUUUUCUAUGAACAAAUGCAGCUGGAACGCCCGAGAAUACAAUGCCUUUAAGUCCACGGUGAAUUUUUAAUGGGUGUCUCGAGUUUGUUGUAGAGCAAUGAACAUUUGCUAGUGGUAUCAAAUCUUGGAACACUAUGUUUUUAUGCCGGUAUUUAUAGAGUGAAGAUGUCAAUAAGCAGGAAAACGGAAAUGA
Messenger RNA from Propithecus coquereli (Coquerel's sifaka), 1051 nucleotides. It is a transcript of the gene FAM3B, whose product is annotated as family with sequence similarity 3, member B. The transcript is spliced from 9 exons. The record is from RefSeq and is a predicted model, not a curated record. Bases 1 to 834 code for a protein of 277 amino acids. Lineage: Eukaryota; Metazoa; Chordata; Mammalia; Primates; Indriidae.